Papaver somniferum (opium poppy) is the source of this 1188-nucleotide messenger RNA. RefSeq lists its product as uncharacterized. The record is from RefSeq and is a predicted model, not a curated record. The transcript is spliced from 3 exons. The coding region runs from base 60 to 863 and encodes 267 amino acids. Lineage: Eukaryota; Viridiplantae; Streptophyta; Magnoliopsida; Ranunculales; Papaveraceae.
AAAAAGGAGAAAAAGAAGGCAAAGAAAAAGGUAAGGAUGUGGAUGAAAGACCUGCUUACAUGGAUGACUUUGAUGAUGAUUUUGGUCAGUACAUGAAGGGUGAGCAUGAUGUAGAUCUUUUCCCUGAAGAAGAAGUUUUUACUCCAGUAGAUCCUAGCAAAAUGGAGGUAAAAACUAGAUUUGCAAAUAAGGAAGCAUUUAAGAAACAUCUCAGGGGUUAUUGUGUUCUUAAUAAGUGUCAAUAUAUUUUGGAUAGAAGUGCUCCCUCUAGAAUUAAGGCUGAGUGUAGGUUUAAAACAGAACAUGAUUGUCCUUGGUUUGUGUAUGCUAGCAAGAAAGAGGGUGAGAAGACUUUUGUUCUUAGGAAAGUGAAUUUGGAACAUAAGUGUGAAGGGGAUCCCCAAAAUAGGAAUAGAUCUGCUGAUCCUCAUUUUGUAAAGGAUUUUGUUCUUGAUCAGAUGAAGAAUAAGCCUAAAAAAGUUGUUCCAGACCCUUAUAAAAUCAAGGAAGACUUCUUAGCUGAAAAGAGAGUAAAUAUACCAUAUCAGUGUGCAUGGAAGGCUAGGAAUCUAGUUUUAGAGUCAUUAUAUGGGAACUAUAAAGAAAGUUACAAUGAAGUACCAGCAUUCUGCAAGAUGUUUACAAAAUGCAAUGAUGGGUCUGUUGCUAAGUUCACUUUUGACACAGUGAAUAACACCUUUGAAAGCAUGACACUCUCAUUUGAACCUGCAAUGAGGGGUUGGCGAAAAGCAUGCAGGGGAGUUAUAGGGCUUGAUGCCUGCCAUCUAACAGGGGAAUAUGGGGGAGUAUUGAUGGCUGCAACUGCACUUGAUGGACAACAAAAGAACAUGUGCUGGUGGUGAAGUGGGAUCUAAUCCAACUGCAAAGAGGCAAAGGACUGAAUGUGAUGCACAAAGCUUCACCUUCAGCAACAUAGAGCCAAGUCAGACCACCGGAGUUAGGGGUGCAGCUAAGUCAAACAAGAAGAAGAGAACGGCAUCAUUUGUUGGUGAAUGUUUUACAGGGCCUGGCAGUCAGCCUUUGGCAACACCAUCUUCUACUCCAGCUUCCACAACACCUAUGAGUCUGCCAUCUAUAGCACCAUCUUCUACUCCACCCUCUACAAUAAAUAACCUUUAUCAGAACUUCUUUGGCAUUGGAUCUGUAUCUCAGAAUAUAAAACAAGGA